This is a messenger RNA of Prinia subflava (tawny-flanked prinia), 2199 nucleotides long. RefSeq names its product cilia and flagella associated protein 45 (gene CFAP45). The coding region runs from base 195 to 1832 and encodes 545 amino acids. The record is from RefSeq and is a predicted model, not a curated record. The transcript is spliced from 11 exons. Lineage: Eukaryota; Metazoa; Chordata; Aves; Passeriformes; Cisticolidae.
CCAAUUCCCCGCCCCGGCUCGUUUCCUGCAAGAGUUGUUGCGCAUUGCCAUGGCAACAAUCAGUCCCGACAAAUCGCGAUAGCGGGUUCGGACACGCUGUCGCAGUCGGCGCGGACACAUCUCCGCCGUCGGUCCCACCUCAUUGUGGCGGUCGGCUCCAGGACAGCACCGGCAGCCCCGGCAGCGGCCCCGCGAUGGCAGCAGCGACUGCGGGCUCAGGAUCCCGGUCCCUCCGAGCCGGGGGCUCCUCCCGGGGGUCCCUCCUCGCCCGCCGUCUCCAGCUUGACCCGCCGGGAUUUCAGUCAGUCACAGGCUCCAUCAGCCCUGCCGGGAUCUCUCAGGAUGUGCCAAAACAUCCUCGAGAGCUGCCCUCCUUCAAUCCCAAGCUCCAGACCAUCAGAGUCAUCACCAAGGACCUGAUCAGGGACCUCAUGGCUCCCCAGGAGCAGCCUCAGCCGUGUCUCAUCAUGGGGGAGAAGGAAUACGAGAGGAUCAAGGAAUCAGCUCAAGGCCCAGCUGAGGUGGAGGACUGGGACAGGCUGAAGACCCUGAGAGCCAGACAGGACGCUGCUUUCGAAACCCUGAAAAAGGCCCAGCUGGAGGAGCAGAGAAAGGCAGAGCUGGAGGAGCAGGGGGACCGUGGGAGAGCCCUGCAGGAGGAGCAGGAGCAGCAGGAGAAGCAGAAGCUGCUGCAGCGGGCGGCGAGGAUGAGGCUGGAGCAGGAUGAAGAAAUCCGGCAGCUGAACGCGCUGUUCCUCGAUGCCAAGUGCAACAUGAUCCGGGACAAGCAGGUCCUGGAGAAGCAGCUGAUCCAGAAGGAGCUGGCGGAGGAGGAGAGGCGCCUGGACAGGGUGAUGGAAAUGGAGCGGGACAGGGGCAGGGAGGCCCAGGAGGAGCUGGAGCGCCUCAGGAAGCAGGAGCUGCUGAGAGCCAGGCAGGACAUUGUGAAACAGAUGGAGCAGAACGCAGAGGAGAGGGCACUGAGGGCUGAGAAGAAAUUCCAGGAGGGCCAGAAGCUGCUGGAGCUCCUGGAGCAGAUGAAGAGGGAGGAUCGGAAGGCCUGGGAGCAGAAACAGGAGAAACAAAGGCAAAUCCAGGCUGAAAUUCAACGUUUCAAUGUGGAGAGCCAGAGGCUGAAGGAUCAAGAGCAGGAGCGGGAGAGGCUGGAGGACGAGCGGGUGCUGGAGCAGCAGCGGCAGAAGGCUGGGCUCUCCCCACAGGAGCGUGAGGCAGCCUGGGAGGCAGAGCAGGAACAACUGCGCCUGGAGAAGGAGAAGGACCUGGCGCGGCUCAGGGCCGAGCAGGAGCGGGCGCAGGACUGGCAGGCAGAGAUGGACGCUCUGAGGGCCAAGAGGAACCAGGAGGCGGCAGAGCGGGAGUGGCGCCGGCAGGAGCUGCAGAGGGCGCGGAGGAAGGCCGAGCUGGAGCAGCAGCUGAGGCAGGAGCGGCUGCAGCAGGUGGCCCAGAAGGAGCAGUACCUGGCCAUGCAGGUGCAGCAGGACCGCCAGGAAUUCCAGAGGGUGCUCAGGGCCCACCAGGAGCAGCUGGAGCGGGAGAAGCUGGAGCAGGAGCAGAGGGAGCUGCGGCAGCGCGCCCACGCCGAGUGUCUGCGGCAGCAGAUCCGGGAGCUGCAGCAGCAGCAGCAGCGGGAGCGGGCAGCCGUCCUGGAGGAGGGCCGGCGGCAGCGGCAGGAGCUCCAGCAGCGCCGCCAGCGCCUCGCCCAGCUCCGCCAGCAGAAGCUGCAGGAGUUCAGAGCCACUGGAAUUCCUGAUAAAUAUUGUGCCCACACGGAGCGCAGGGCGUGGAGACGAGGCAGUGCAGCCCCCUCCUAGGCCCAGCCCCACGAGGAACCAGCUCCAAUUCCCCACGGGUUUUGUUCCAUUUGAAUUGUCCUGGGUCACAAGGACAAGGCUCCAAAGGGACUUUGUGACAUCAGUGUGUGGGGGACACAGCAGAGGGGACAAGAGAAUCCAGAGCCUCUUGAAGGCCACUUUGGCCAUCAGAGCAAGGAAGGUCCAGGGCACUGCCAGGUUCCUCUGGUUCAGGAAACGUGCUGGGAGAAAUACCCAGGGUUUGUUCCUUUUGGGGAGCUCUCCCUGCCAAUUGUUCCUUUUGUGACCCUUUGGAUUCUGAACCUCAUUGCUGUUGCUGUUGGUUUUGUUCUCUCAUUGCUGUUUAAAGGAAAUUUUUCUUCUCUCA